Paramacrobiotus metropolitanus is the source of this 1009-nucleotide messenger RNA. Its product is annotated as UBA-like domain-containing protein 2. The coding region runs from base 90 to 455 and encodes 121 amino acids. Lineage: Eukaryota; Metazoa; Tardigrada; Eutardigrada; Parachela; Macrobiotidae. Gene Ontology annotation, molecular function: protein binding. The transcript has 3 exons. The record is from RefSeq and is a predicted model, not a curated record.
UGUAAGGUGAGACCAAAAACGAAAACGGGGUUUUCUUGGUUUUGUAACUUUUGUUCUUUCAUUAUAUUUUGCCGUUAGCGAAGUCUACUAUGGACCCUUUGAAGCAGAGCAUUAUGGUUAAUCAGUUCAUGAUGGUGACUGGAGCGAAUGAAAGUGAAGCCCAAAAGAGUUUGAAAACUUGUAACUGGCAAUUAGAGAGCGCUCUCAGCAUGUUUUUUCAAGGCCAAAUGUUACCAGCCUCGAACAUUCGUCCGCAGAUGGACCCGAUGUUCGCUCCAGCCAAUACUCCGGCAACCCCGCCGAAUUUUUCCGAUGCCUUGUUGUCUUUUGCUAAGAUGAGUACUACAUCGGGAACCCCUAACACAAAUCAGAAUAUGCACCAGUCACGGGAGUCUUCCAAUCCGACCAAUUCUCCUUUCUUUUCGUCUAAACCGAACUUUGACAGCGGUCGAUAGCAGGAUUUACACAGCGACGUAUCAAACAAGUGCUCUGUUGGUUGCAUGACAAACUAACCAGCCUCUUCCGUGAAAUUGAGAUGUGUGUAACCAAAGAGUCGCACCAAAGUGCCCAAAACCCAUUCUGCAAAAUGUAAUGGAUGCGCGUCCUAAUUGCAAUUCAUUUUCGAUUCUGUGGCCCACCUUUGGAAGUCAGCCAAAUUCACUCUGUUUUCUGUUGUUGUUAUUGUUUUCCAGUAUUACCUCUUCUGCUGGUUUCUCAUGAAACAAUCAGACGCCAUCCCCUUCAGCAAUCCUGAUGAUUAUGAUCUUAUCCGGAUGUACCGACAACAAUCUUUUUUCAGUUAACCAUAGCGCAUGCUCGCACUGCGUCAGAGAAUGUUAAUGUUUGCUUAUUCGGUUUGUAGUGAUUUUAUUUGUUACAGGUCUUUGCAAGCUCGCGAACUUAUCCCCUUUAUGGUGUCUGCCUUGGUCGAAUAGUUUUUCUCGGGAUAGAAUUGGUUUCUGGGUUUGUUUCCUGUUCGCGCUAAGAGUGCGAAAAUCAGGCAAUAAAU